This is a messenger RNA of Emericellopsis atlantica, 2154 nucleotides long. Its product is annotated as nuclear distribution protein nude. Gene Ontology annotation, molecular function: microtubule binding. The coding region runs from base 179 to 1933 and encodes 584 amino acids. The record is from RefSeq and is a predicted model, not a curated record. Gene Ontology annotation, cellular component: centrosome; kinetochore; kinesin complex. Gene Ontology annotation, biological process: mitotic centrosome separation; cell migration; vesicle transport along microtubule. NCBI's taxonomy places the organism in Eukaryota, Fungi, Ascomycota, Sordariomycetes, Hypocreales, Bionectriaceae. The transcript has a single exon.
AGUCCUUUUGUUGUUUCAGACCCCCAUACGUUAUCACCACCGCCCUUUCCUUUCCCUCCUACCGACCAUUCAUUACAAUAAUUCAAAACGAUUACGAUUCUACUAUUGAGGCUCCCGCUGCGUACUCCGAGACACCAAGGCCCUACGACCCAAUCUACAUUCUGAACUACCGAACAACAUGGCUGAACCGCCUUCAUCGCCACCAGGCGAGGGCGCGACCGCUUCAGACGCACUUUCCUGGUACAAGUCUCAAUAUGAACAGCUCGAAGCCGAUCUCGCCGAAUUCCGAGAGUCGAGUAAGGAGCUAGAAGCGGAGCUCGAGAAGGAUAUCGAGAGGGCAGAGAAGCAAGAAAGAAUUCUGCAGGAGAAGGCCGAAACUUUGGGUUACGAAGUCAAAGAGUGGAAGCGCAAAUACAAAGAAUCGAAGACCGAGGCGGCUUCAGCACAGGCCUCUCUCGAGAAGGAGAUCACGACGUUACGAGACACGAAUCGCAGCUUACAACUCAAGCUGCGCGAUAUUGAAGUCGCGAAUGACGACUACGAGCGCCAAGCACGCAACACUACUUCAUCGUUGGAGGAUAUUGAGUCCAAAUACAACCAAGCGAUCGAGAGGGCUGUCAUGAUGGAGGAUGAGAUUAAAAUAGGCGAGCAGGAGCGCGAGAAGAUGCGUGUCGAAGCCCAGCGCUUGCGCGAGGAGUACUCGGACCUCAAAAUUGAGGCAGAGCUGCUUCAGGACAAGAUCAAGAAGCAAGAGUCGCGCCAUCUUUCGAUUCUUUCGACCGACAUUUCGGUGCCCGAGUCACCCACCUUUGACCGCAGCGUUGAGCCAUCGUCGCCCCAUUCAACUGCCAGCUCCCCACUUGUCACGACGCCCCCCGACAGCAAGUCCAUGUCGCUGGCCGACGACCUCUCCGAACAUGAUCCACCGUCGCCUCCCAUGUCUGACGCUUCUGCGCCGUUGCCCAAGAGAGGCGAGAGCGACCUGGCCAAAACUCCGGCUAGCGCUCUGCGCAGGACUCGCAUCCCCUCUGUCGAACAGACCCCGAAACCCAAGUCAGCGAAGAUUCCAGGAAGCCGUACCGUCAGCAGCCGCCCAUCUACAGGAAACGCGCCGUUGCGUACGCCUGCUCACCGGUCUGUCACUGCUCGCGCCAACACAACUCACAAGAUCCCGAACUCAAACUCUCUCAACCACAUCCGAAGCCUCACUGCCCAGAUGCAGCGCCUCGAAGCACGUGUGCAAAAUGCUCGCUCGAAGCUUCCUGCGCCCACUUACACACCUCCUCGCGCCUCGCCUCGCUCGUCGGUCAGCGGAGGGCCCAGUGUCCCUUCAACGGUUACUAUCCGUUCGAGGAAGAGGACCACUGGGUCCGCGGCAUCAUCGGUGGCAGGUGACGAGACUACACCCACAAACCCACAUCUCCCGCAACAUACAAAGAGCCACGUUCCACGACUCAGCGAAUCCAGGGUCAGUAGGCUAUCCUAUGGCCCUCUACCAAACAGGGGCCCGGAGUCCGAUAUCAGCAGGCCUAGUUCACGUGCUAGUAUGUCGUCUGCUAGGCCAGCGUCGAGAACCGAGAUGGCACCGCCACGACCACUAUCGAGGUCGUCGCUGGGUGGCACACGCACACCCCUUGGACGACCGCGCUCGUCUAUGGGCGGGGCGUAUCACGGGCACUCGGGCAGCGUAAGCCGCAUGGACGAAGAAGAGGAGGAUGAAGAUGGCGAAUUCAGAACGCCCAGCCGAAGAGGCAUGUACUCAAAAUUCGACCCGAGAUCGAGCACGAGCAGCAUAGCUGGACCUACAAGCUCGAUACCUGUGCCGGGUGCUCGGCGGCAGAGUGGAAGCCGUAGGACGAGCCAAGGGGCCGCCAUCGGACGACCGAGCAUAUCGAAAGGUCAGAAGUUAGAGGACCUGGGCGAGACAUACUAGACACCCACUACAGCAUAUAUACUCUUUUCCUUUUUGCGUUUGGCAGGCGCUAUCGGCUUUUGGAAAUAUCCCCCUCCUAUUAAUGGAAUGUCAAUAGCAGCCUUUUACACCUGAUGGCCCAGUAAUCUUCCGCUGUGAGAGUGAUGAGCACGGACGGAUACGGAGUGUAAUAGAGAUCCGUCAGGGGUCGUGCGCCACAGUGCGAACUUUCUGGCGUUGCU